Messenger RNA from Dicentrarchus labrax (European seabass), 6885 nucleotides. RefSeq names its product ATP-binding cassette sub-family D member 2. Gene Ontology annotation, biological process: very long-chain fatty acid catabolic process; fatty acid beta-oxidation; peroxisome organization. The coding region runs from base 30 to 2243 and encodes 737 amino acids. The transcript is spliced from 10 exons. The record is from RefSeq and is a predicted model, not a curated record. Gene Ontology annotation, molecular function: long-chain fatty acid transmembrane transporter activity; ATP binding; ABC-type transporter activity. Gene Ontology annotation, cellular component: peroxisomal membrane. NCBI's taxonomy places the organism in Eukaryota, Metazoa, Chordata, Actinopteri, Moronidae.
GUCAGCAGAGACGACUAACGUUUGACAAAAUGUCCAACAUCCUCGAUGCGGCGUCCAAAGUGAAAUGGGACCGCACGGCUGCGGCGAAGCGAGCCGUCUUUCUUGCGGCGGCUGCUUACGGUGUCAAAACCCUGUACCCCAUCAUCUGCAGGCAGCUCAGCAAAAACAAAGAUCCCAGGAAUAAUCGCCGAGUUUCAAAGGCGGAAAACGGCUCCACUUGUUUGGUAAAGACGCGGAUAGAUGCUGCGGAUCAUAAGAAGGCAUCCCCGGGGGUCAAUGCAGAAUUUUUCAAGCAGAUCCUCGAACUUGGUAAAAUCCUCUUCCCGAAGCUUGUGUCCCGGGAGCUCGGGUUGCUCUCCUUGCACUCGGUGGCGCUGAUAUCCAGGACGUUUCUGUCUAUUUAUGUGGCCAGCUUGGACGGCAAGAUUGUCAAAACGAUCGUGGAGAAGAAACCCAAGAGCUUCAUUAUCCAGCUCAUCAAAUGGCUCCUCAUUGCCAUCCCGGCCACGUUCGUCAACAGCGCCAUCCGGUACCUGGAGUGCAAACUGGCUCUGGCCUUCCGCACCCGGCUGGUGGACCAUGCCUACCGGACCUACUUCACCGACCAGACCUACUACAGAGUCAGCAACAUGGACGGGAGGCUCGCCAACCCGGACCAGUCUCUGACCGAGGACGUGAUGAUGUUUUCCCAGUCGGUCGCCCACCUCUAUUCUAACCUCACCAAGCCCAUCCUGGACGUGGUGCUGACCUCCUACACGCUGAUACAGACCGCCAGAUCCAGAGGGGCCAACGCCUCCGGGCCGACCCUGCUGGCCGGGCUGGUGGUCUUUGUCACGGCUAAGGUCCUGCGUGCCUGCUCGCCCAAAUUUGGCAAGCUGGUGGCCGAGGAGGCUCAUAGGAAAGGCUACCUGCGCUAUGUGCACUCCAGGAUCAUCGCCAAUGCUGAGGAGAUAGCUUUCUACAGGGGCCACAAGGUGGAGAUGCGUCAGCUGCAGAAGUGCUACCGGGCCCUGGCGGACCAGAUGAACCUGAUCCUGUCCAAGCGUCUCUGGUAUAUCAUGAUCGAGCAGUUCCUCAUGAAGUACGUGUGGAGCAGCUGCGGGCUCGUCAUGGUGGCCGUACCGAUCAUCACGGCUACCGGCUUCGCUGACAACGAAACAGCAGACGGGCAUACGCACGUGAUGGUGAGCGAGAGGACAGAGGCUUUCACCACCGCCCGCAACCUCUUGGCCUCAGGAGCCGACGCCAUCGAGAGGAUCAUGUCCUCCUACAAAGAGGUCACAGAGCUGGCAGGCUACACUGCACGGGUCCACAACAUGUUCGUGGUGUUCGAGGACGUCCAGAAGGGGGUUUACAAGCGCUCCUCUCUGUCAGCCACAACUGGAGCAGAGAAGAAGAGCAAGCCUGAGAUGCACAUAGAUGGACCACUGGAGAUAAAGGGUGAAGUGAUAGAUGUGGACAAUGGCAUCGUGUGUGAGAAUGUUCCAAUUAUUACACCGAACGGGGACGUAGUAGCGUCUUGCCUGAACUUUAAGGUGGAAGAGAGCAUGCACCUAUUGAUCACAGGCCCUAACGGCUGUGGGAAAAGCUCUCUGUUCAGGAUCCUCAGCGGCUUGUGGCCUGUUUACGGCGGGCGGCUACACAAACCCUCUCCUCAACAUAUGUUCUACAUCCCUCAGAGGCCAUACAUGUCCAUGGGUUCACUGCGGGACCAGGUGAUCUACCCAGACUCAGCGGAGGACAUGGCUGCUAGAGGCCUCAGUGACAAAGACCUGGAUGCCAUCUUGGACAUAGUCAACCUCAACCACAUUGUAACCAGAGAAGGAGGCUGGGAUGCUGAGCUGGACUGGAAGGACGUGCUGUCUGGAGGCGAGAAGCAGAGGAUGGGCAUGGCUCGCAUGUUCUACCAAAAGCCUAAGUAUGCGCUGCUGGAUGAGUGCACCAGCGCUGUGAGCAUCGACGUGGAGGGAAAGAUUUUCCAGGCUGCCAAGGACGCCGGCAUCUCUCUGCUCUCCAUCACACACAGACCCUCCCUGUGGAAGUACCACACCCACCUGCUGCAGUUCGACGGGGAGGGAGGCUGGCGCUUCGAGCAGCUGGACACGGCGACGCGCCUCUCCCUCACCGAGGAGAAACAGCGGCUGGAGGCCCAGCUGGCCGGCAUUCCCGAAAUGCAGCAUCGCCUCAACGAGCUCUGCAAGAUCCUGGGAGACGACUCUGUCCUCAAAACAGCCGAGGAGUGAGAGAGAGAGAGAGAGAAAGCAAGGGAGGGAGGGAGGGAGGGAGGGAGGGAGGGGAAGAGGCCCAGAGGGUAAAAGAAGAGACGAAGUGGGGGGAGGAGGAGAAGAGAGUGUGGGAGACGAAGAGGCAAUGAAAGAAAAAGAAAUCUGUAGGGGGGUUUGUUUUUUUGUUUUUUUCAGGUUUAGAUUCUUUUUUUUUUUUUGCUUGUUUAGAUUUAAAGCUUUAAUGCCAGCUAGUCUAGUCAGCUCUCAUUUUCUCCUCCUUUCUCCCUCUUCUUUUAUUCUCUCCUUUGCCCUGCUCCAAACAGACGAGUGGAGAGGGAGAGUGAAGCUGAUUCACCAGUAUUAUUCCCCCUUGUUACGCACAUCGACUGCAUAUACUCAGCUGUAGAUUUUUAAUUGUUUGCUUUUUAGUGUCAUUUUCAAAGGUCAGCUUGCCACAGUUCACAAUGGCAAAACUGAUAAUCAAGAUAUUUUGUUUUGUUUGUUUCAUAGCACUUUACUCUGCUUUUAGAGGGCUGUUUUUGUUUGUUGUGGUAGCUCACAGUGAAAUAAUGUGAUGGCUGCAUUUUAGCUGGAAGACUUUUAAUACAGAACCACUAGAUAAUGUCCAAAGCAGUAUUCCACGCCCGGUAUACUGGGUUGUGCAGGAACCACGUUUGUCAUAAUUUAGCAUUAGAUUUUAGUUUUUAACUGAACCUAAUGCAACUUCUUAGUUUUGAGAGGUCGAAAAGAGACUAUUUUUCAAAACGUCACAAUAUGCCUUUGUUUGGUUUCGUUUAUCUAGCCGCAGUACAAUCCCUUUCCUUAUACCUCAUCGUAGCCAUUGUUAGGUUAAUGCAGACCCUUGAACCACUGAUAUGGGCUCAUUGGCAGACUUACACAAAGAUCUGUGGUCUAUUAUUAGAGCGAUUAGUGACGCAGGGCUGACUCGAAAACUAUAGCUUUCUGGUUUAUUGAACAAAUACAAUGAGCGGAAGAGGCCCUCUUCAGGAGGAAGCUGAUCCUGGUAGUCUGUCUAGGAACAGUCAUACAUUUAUAGAACAACAGGUAGAUACACGCACACACACUGGCCACCUGUUGAAGCUCUCCCCUGUAUUGACACAAAACACACUCACGCGUCUGCCUUGUGUCAGAUGCCUGCUGGGACUCUGCUUUGUCAGCAGUGCUGAUCAUGCUCUGUGGGUCCUUUUGAGCCUGCUUACAUGCACAUGAUCGGUAUCAGACAAUGAGCUAAUGCAUUAUUCUAAUUUAGUCAAAGGAGACUUUAUAGAAAUUUGAUGAUGAGUCUUUAUUUCUCACCUUUCUAAAGCUGAUUAUCUUUUAAUAUUUUGAAGUGUGUUUACGGGCACUUAAAUAUUUUAGAUAAUACUCCACAUUUUAUGGUAUAAUAUGUGAGGCCUUAUUGGGUUAGAGGUCAGGUUUGAUUUUAUUUAUGGCUCAAGGACACUUCAGCUGUUGGUUGCCUCUCGACUAAUGGCUGGCAUACAUCUUGGCUACUUUCAGGACCGAAAUUAGAUUGUAGCCUCCAUGUUUGUUACCAGCAAUUUAUCUGAAGUUGUGAUACUGUGAAGUUAAUGAUUUGUUACGUUGACAUCAUUUUGUUCUGUUGAAAAAAAAAAGGUCAUAAACGCUGGCUGUGCUCUCCUGUGGUGGUUCUAAGCUUCGGUCGUGGCUGCUUUUUUACGCUACAUUCCUUCUGUGGUUCAGACCUGUGUGUGUGCUUACUGCAUCCCGCAUAAGGAGUCAGAGGAAAAGUAAAUUAGGCGGACGUUUGCCUCCCAGAUUGUGCAGAGUGAGACAGGAUCGUGUGCAGAGAAGUUAUGGUUGUUUGUGCCAUUCAUUCAUAGUCUUUCAGAUUUCACCAUAGAGACAGAGUUAUAUUUUUGCCGUUUCAUACAUCCAAUUGGGCCUAAAGCCUACCGAGCAAUACGAAUUAUCGCUGCUUUUGAAUAGCACAAAAGCACCCAGAAACAUUAAUAUUUCUUUUUCGUUCUUUGUUACACUUUUAAUCCAAUGUUUUCUUUGUAAAAUUCAUUCACACAGCACCAAAUAAAAGUGUGGAAGCACUUUAGGAACACGGAUAUGGUGAAAUCUGUACAUAUUUGUAUGAGUGGUCCAGCACAGCACAAACACGAGAAUCACUGGACUUCUGUGUGUUAUUCUAACGCUUUAAUGAAUACAGGCCUCGAUCCUUGUCACUCCUUCAGCUAUAGCGACUGGCACGGUGUAAUAUCAAGCUCUCGCACUGGCUAUAAUACCACUAUUUUCUUAUUAUGCCUAUGUUUGGUCAACACGCCACCAUGUCUGUGUUGUAGAGAAUGGACAAUCAGUCAGUAGAAUACAAACAAGUGCACGGCUAUAUUUCAAACUACACAUUUGCUUGUUAUCGUCUGCAAGGGAAUAAAUGAGUGAGUGCUGAUUUUAGGCUAAUAACUACACCCGCAUCAUCUAAUUUGUUAUGGAACUUAUUAUGUCAUUUGUUGAACGUGCUUGUCAGAGUUUAGCGACUCCCUCAGGCCUUUUCUUAAAGCAAGCUGGGCCUGAAUCCAGGAUGUCUAAAAGUGCAGCAUCUUGGUCCAUUCAGACUUUAAACCAUUGUAACCUCCCCCUUUUGGCUUUUAACGCACAGUUUAAGAAAAGGACUUGAGACGAUUUGGAUGCAGCCCCGCUCUGCUCAGGAUGAUGGCUGCUAAGUUACGGAAGGACAAACUUUGAUUUCCCCCCCCCCAAAAGAAAUGUGACUGGAGAAGAAAAAGAACUAAUUAAAAUUUUAGAUGUCAAUGCUCUGUGAUGUAAUAUAAUCUGGACUGCACAAAAAUACUUCCGCUUUCAUUCGGUAGGCAAGAGAGCACAGGCAUUACUGUAUUGGGCUUGAAAAUGGCAUGGCAGCCCUUUUCAGCAGCACACUGUGCUGCGGUUUCUGGCCUGAAAUAAGUUAUCUCUCUGUGCCAUCAGUCAGACUCUGUUGACAGGAGGCCAGACGAGCCACCGAAUGACACAGAGUCUGCAGAGUGACACUGGAACAGGAGGUCAGCUCAAGAGCAGAAAUUCAUAGGCAUGACCGUAGCUUCAUAGUUAAAACGUCGGAAAUACUGUUAUUUCACCUUAACAGGAUGGUAUAAUAAAUGAUGAGGUGCCAUUUUUAUUUUGUCCUGUAAUCACACUACAAAACUGAGCCUAACUGAGGCUGAAUUCUGCCAUUGGUAACACUCGCGAGUUGUAGGUGCUGGUUACAGGGAUGAACUUUGUAGCGACGUUCAAAUCAUUUUUCCCGGUUUUCCCAUCCCGCAGCUUUACUGCUUUGGUUUACUCUCAGCGCUCUCAUACCUGUACACCAACAUUACCUGCCCAGAAAGUUAGCGACGAGCUAGUUAACACAAGGCAAGUGGAACAUAUAGCUAGCAGCUAAAUAGCCUGAUAUUUCCCACAGCGUUAAAAGGAGAGGGGAUAUUGGAAUUACAUGACUCCAAAUGAACCGUAAAAGGCAGCUGUUUGCUAACAAGUUCGUAAUAUCAACAUAAACGCAUAUGUUAACAGUUAGUACAGGUGUUAGUGUUAAACUUGUUUCUGCUGCCCUCAAGUGGCCAAAAAUAGUUAUUGCAGGGUAAAUAUUUCCAGAUUUUUUAGAAUAUACUGCUGUGACUUUCCAUUAAACCAAACUCUUUUUUUUCUUUGGCUGAAGUUUAUCCUUGGCUAACUACAAUGGAAAAAAAAUAUUUGCAUUGUCUUAUCUUUGAACGUGGCACCUCAUCAUUUGUUUCCCGGUUAGUAAACCCAUAAGUGUAUUAUGACUACACCGUACGACCCUGCUAUAUACUGUAAUGACAUCCUUACUAACAAAACUUUGAUACUGAAAGUUUUGCAUUUUAUCACCCCCUUUUGUAUGUAAGAGAUUGAAUGUAUCCAUUAUCUUUGAUAAAGCAUCUCUUAAGGUUUUGAAGACGGUGAAUAAAUGUGGUCCUAAAAGUUUCCCUAUUGUUUGAUAAUUGAUAAUUUUAUAAUUGUGUUAAUAGUGCAUGUAUCAUUGUUUUAUUAAAGCCACAGAGUGGUGUUUAAAUUUGGAUUUACUGUACACGUGUGUGAACUGGGAUAAUGGAAAAGAAACAUGUUUUUUCAUUAAAUCUUGAAGCUUGAAUUAUCAUGUUAUUGAUGUGGUGUAGGACAGUCAAAUCAUGUAUGUAUGUAUGACAGUGUCACUGAUGACAGAAUGAUGUAGGGAAGAAGACCAUGAGUGCAACAGUUCUCGGGUUUCUAACUUAUUGAGGGUGUUAAUCAUGUUUUUAAGAUAUUAAUUAGAUUGUCCUAGACCUCAGAAACAACAUGCAGUGAUUCUCCCUCAAAGCCAGGGAUUACUACACUUUGUAGUUACAAUACAAGUAUGUGAAAGAAAGAAUCUGUUUGCAAUCAAAACACCCAUACAUAUAUCUAUUUUAUAUUUUGAAUUCCAGGUAGCCUGGGCUUCCUCUAUUGGGAUCUCAUUGUGCAUGUGUAGGAAUCUGUAUUCUUUAACCUUAGAACCAAGAGAGGUACAUCGGCAUAAAGGUCAUCUUUUCAAAAAUCAUGGGCCUAAGGUCACUUUAUGUAGAAAGAUGAAGAUGUAUUUUCUUGUAAAUAAAACAAUACAGUGAAACCUCAAAAAAAA